Molecule: messenger RNA, 1138 nt
Organism: Botrytis cinerea B05.10
Lineage: Eukaryota; Fungi; Ascomycota; Leotiomycetes; Helotiales; Sclerotiniaceae
Exons: 2
Coding region: 337-921 (194 amino acids)
Source: RefSeq, a predicted model, not a curated record
GCGUUGUAGGGUUUUAUUAUUACAAGUUCGAACUCGCACAAUGUGUGGGAUAAACAUUCAGUCAUUCACGAUGAUGAUUUCGUUAUUAUUGUUUGUAUUAUUGCUGUCGCUUGUCCUUUUUACAUGAGCCCACGAGAUGAGAGCCAUCGCCAACAUCCUUAAUUUUCGAACUUCACUUCAGCAAGCGAGUUAUGGUAUUUCAUUUGGCUUAGCAUGUUUUUAAUUUGGAAGUACUUGUAGCCUUGCGAAAUAUAAGUUUCCCGCUUGCCGACUUCGUCUUGAUUUUGACCCCCUCGCAGCAUAAAUCAAGACAAAUUUUUCAGAACACGAAGCGCCAUGUCGUGGUCUACUCCCAAUGGUAGCGACCGAUGGGGAAUCGAUGAUUCUUAUUCAUCUCCUCAUCAUCAAGCUUCAGGUGCGGAACUUCCAGACCCAACGUCUGCAAUCAAGGAGAAACUGAACACAAACAAAACCGAACUACUUAACCUUAAGAAAGAGAUCCAGACCAAAGAAGAAGCAAUUCGCAUCGAUGAAAAGGCUUUCGAGCACGCAAAAUCGGAACUGAAUAACGCAGAAGCUCAAUUGGUGGAGGAGACUGCAUCUUUGGUAGCCACAAAAGGUGCGCACGACACACUUGUUGAAGAAAUCCAGUCGCAAAAUAAUUAUCUCGAAGCAAUUCGGGGAGCCAAAAGUCUCCAGCAAGAACAACAAACAUGGGAGCAAUGUCUGAUCAAAGAAAAUAGGAAAUUGAGGGAGGAAGUCAAGUCUUUACGAAAGCUCUUAGAGGACAAUCUUAAUCACUACAAUCUUGAGGUUGUGAUAGUGAGAAAAGAUAUCGGUGUCCUAAAGUUUGAGCACCAAAGGCGUGAGUUAUUUUGGGAGAAUAAAAACCGAAACAAAGAUCUGGAAGCGAAGGAAUAAGUUGCUGCUGCUGUGAAAGAGGCCGUGGAAAAAGCAUUGAGCUGUAAGAGCGCAGAGUUUGAUACUCUUGGUCUAGAGGUGCGAACGACUUUCCUUGAAAGUCAUCGUGUGCGUGACCCAAGGGUUUUUGCUCCCACUCAAGCAUUUGUUCCAUAUGAAUCUAAAUCGACUCAUGAUUUGAUGUCGUUGCCGACAUGAAUUUAUAUCUUGAUUCUCA